Messenger RNA from Symbiodinium necroappetens, 3843 nucleotides. The record is from the annotation of a GenBank genome assembly. Lineage: Eukaryota; Dinophyceae; Suessiales; Symbiodiniaceae.
AUGACGGUCUUGGACAAGUUCCCAGAAGAGCGACAGAAGCUCAGGCAGCUUGCAGCUCUUCGAAUGGAGUGGAGGUACGCGCUGCAUGACUUGCAAAAAUUUGAUUGGAUCCGAGGGACUCCGGAUGGCUUCCCGACCCUCCUGGAGCAGAUGAUCACGCGCUGGAUUUUCUUCCGCGGUGACGAGAUGAUGGUCCAGGGCUCCCCGGGAGACAGCCUUAUGAUGAUUUCCUCUGGCUCCGUGGAAAUUGUUCACGACGAGCAGGUCAUCCGUGAACUAGGAGGAGGGGAUGUCCUCGGCGAGCUCGGUGCACUUGGAAUUGCGCCGCUUCGAACAGCGACUGUGCGGUGCAAGGACAUCUGCGAUGUCUAUGUCCUGGCGAAGGCGGCGCUGACGCGGGCAUUGAGUCUCCACCCUGAGCAGAUGGACCCCUUGCGGAAACUUGCCACCGCGCGCAUGCGGAGUGACGUCGAGCGCACAUCGGAGAAGCAUGUCCUGCUCAACUGCCCGCUCUUCCAGCAAUGCAGCAGGAAAUUCCUGGAUCGCAUCUCAGAGCACCUGGAGGACCGCCUCUUCAUGGAGGGUGAGGAUCUCUGCAUUGAGGGCGAGAAGGGUGACACCAUGUUUGUUCUCAUCCAGGGCACCUUGAACGUGUUUGUGACAGUAGAUGGAAAGAACAAGAAGGUGAACGAGCUGCACAAGGGGAGUGUGAUCGGCGAGAUCGCGGUGUUGGGGCUCGCAAGCCAUCGAACUGCCACCCUCACAGCAAAGACGGUUUGCUUGGUUCAGAUCCUCCAUCGGCCCAUCCUGAUGAAGUAUCUCAACGAGUUCCCUCGUGAAAUCGCGACCUUCCAGGAGGUUGGGGCAUCGCGGCUCACGAAGAGCGGUAUCAGCAAGAACACCCUUUUCCCGCAGCAGGUCCUCUUCCGAUACUGUGGCUCGACCUUCGUCGAGGAGGUCUGCAAAACGUUGCAGCGAAAGAUUUGCUUCCCUGGACAGAUCAUCGUGGAAGAGGGCGCUGAAAGCCAGGAAAUGUAUGCCAUCGCGCAGGGACACGCAUCGGUGGAGAAAGGCGGCACGAAGCUGGGAGAACUUCAUCAAGGAUCCGCAUUUGGUGAGAGGGCCGUCCUUGGCAUGAUGUCGAUCCAGUUGGUGAGCAUCAAGGCUGAGAGCAUGUGCGAUUUGCAGUACCUGAACUGCCACGACCUGGAAACGAUGCUGGCGAACUUCACUGAGGAGAAGAAGCACCUCUUGCAGGCGGUUGCAGGCAUGAUGCGAGAGGACAUCGCAGAAAUCACAGACCAUGAGAUCUUGCAAGAAGUUCCACUUCUUGCAGUCUUGGGAGACGACUUUAUCCAGCAUCUGCUAGGGUCUCUCCAGGUGGGCGCCGCAAGGAGAGACGAGCCUGUGAAGAGCAAGUCAGACGAGCUCUUCGUUGUCAUCCUUCAAGGCCGCGCAUCUGUCCAGCUGGAUGGCAGCACACUUCGUGAGCUAUCCGAAGGCGAAAGCUUUGGGGAGGCCGCCUGCCUUGGGCUGGCGGUGCCUCCGAAAGGCGACCUGGCCCUGGAGCUCUUCGCGGUGGGGCAGAGCUGCUUGUAUCUUUCUGCCACAAAGGAUGCGGUGCAGCGAGCCCUUCAGCAAGAAGGAGCCCGCAUGCGAGACAAGCUUCGCGGCAGCGUCACGGUAGCUCCGGGCUUCGCGAGGGUGGUUCUCGAAAGCAGCCCUUUGAGCUUCCUGCAGAUGACGCAGGAUCAGCUGACGCAGCUCUACGACAGGUGCGAGGAGUGCUUCUGCCUCGAGACCCAGGACCUCCUUUCCGUUCGGCACCGGCACAGAACUCUGCUCUUCCUCCUUGCAGGAAAAGCCAGCUGCCAAGUUGGUGACGAAGAGCUCAUUCUCGAGCUCGGGUCCCAGAGUCUCAGAACGAGCAAAGACGGUCCGGGGCGUGGGCCCGUGACUGCCGUCGUGCACUGCAAGGCCCAGCCCGAGGAGGACCAAGCCCAGCAGUGCGGCCUUCCGGGAUCUUUGUCCGUGCGUGUUUGCAUGCGGCCCGUGGCGAGUUCUGGGCUCAAGCCUAGCUCACCAACAUGGGUGAUGCCGACGGCGAGACGAGGCAUGCCAGCCGCAGUGCAAGCUGCGAAGAGGCUGCCGAGAACGGCCGUGGCGGAGGCCGGGGUAGAGAUCAGAUUGGAACAAGGCGAAGAUGAAAAGCUCAGAGCUGAAGGCGAGCAAGGCAAGCUCUUCAUCGGACAGCUGCUUUCCUUCGAGGCGGAAGAAGGCGACAUCCAGGAAAAGUUUGGGAGAUACGGACAGAUUUUGAAUGUCCAAAUCAUCAAGGAUAAUGCGACAGGGAAGUCCAAAGGUUAUGGCUUCAUCAAGUUCGCAGAUCCUGCAGAUGCCGAGAAGGUGCUGAGGACCAUGGAUGGCGCUGACAUUUGCGGGCGCCGGUGCAAGUUGGACCGUGCAGGCGGCGGCAAGUCGCAUGGUGGGGGGCAAAACAUGUCCCGUUACGAGCGAGACGACCGCCGUGGUGGCCGCGGCCGAGAUGGUGGGAUGAAGGCCGCCGAGCCGGAGAAGCUCUUCAUAGGGAAGUUAAGCCUGGAUGCGACAGAGGAGGAUGUGCAGGACGCCUUCCGGAGGCUCUGUGAUGUGAAGGUUCAGAUCAUCAAGGAUCGCGACACUGGCGAAGCGCGUGGCUUUGGAUUCAUCACCUUUCCGGACUCUUCCAAAGCGGAGGAGGCACUUCGAAGUCUUCAGGGCGCUGAGGUCGCAGGGCAGCCCUGCCGGCUCGAGCGGCCAGGGCAAAAGCGUGGAAGGGAUGGCUCGCCCAGUCGCUCACAAGGCCGUCACCGAGACCACGCUCGGGCAAGGUCACGGUCUCGAGGAGGCAGAGGCCAAGGCCGCGAGGACUGGGACGCCCGAGGCGACGACCGGAGGCAUGGCCGACGGCGUGAUGCUUUCGAAGCCCGAGGGCCUCGGGACCGCGAGCGCCGUGAACGCGGGGAGCGAGAGCGGGGAGGAGACCGAGAACGGGACCGGCCCGAGCGCGGCGAGCGAGGCGAGCGCGGCGAGCGCGGCGAGCGCGGGCGCCGGGAGCGCGACCGACCCCACCGAGGUGAGUCGCAAGACUCGCGGGCGGCCGACCGGGAGCCACGCCGUGGUGAACGCCAGCGCUCUCGCACACCGGAUGGGCUGCCCAGGAAAAGCGAGGCCAUCAAUGCCGCACGUGUGGCAUACGAGGAGACAAGCCGCCGUUUGCAAAUGGCGCAGACGGAGGCAGACUCAGCAGAGGCAGCGUACAAGAAGAUGCAAAAAGCAGCUGAUCACGCUGUCGACCGCAAGGUGGCGGAGGAGAGCAGCCACAUCAAGAAAGAUCUCGAGCUGAAGCUUGGUGCCAUGAAAGCGGGGUCGAAGAACGCCCUGGCGCUGGCCCUGGACGACGCCGAGCUGCAGCUGCGCCAGGAGUUGGCGGACAGGAUCUCGCAGAUGAAGAAGGAGUACCAGAAAAAAGUUGAAGACGAGCAUGGCCGGAUCCGGCGGCAGCAUGCGGAGGAGGCGGAGGAUGCGGAAGCGAAGGUGCAAGAGGAAGCUGAAGACAGAAUCAAGGAGCUUCGCAGAAAAGCCGAAGAGGAGGAGAAUCCUUGGGAGUGGCGAGAGGCUCGCGACAAGGCUGUCGAAGCCUUGCAGAAGGAGGAGGAGAAGCUGGACUCGGCCAAGCGACGAUUGGAGACUCUGACCGGUGGGCCAGUGAAGGAUCGUCGCUCUCGAUCUCUGUUGCCCAGAGAUCGAGAGAAGCGAAAACGAGUUCCCCCUCCUCCACCGCAGGCGCGGGGUCGCGACUGA